GAUGGUUUCUUGAAGAUGCAUCAACCAGGCUAUAGCACAAAUAGAGCAGAAAGCACCCUCUUAGAGACAAUUCCUGCAGAAUUAAUGGCUUCCUUUGUCACUUUCCUGUUCUUCUCUGCAGCCUCCCUGAUCAACACCAUCGAUGGAGCUUUCAUCGAGAAAUACUCAGAACCCAGAGCAGUAAAGCGUGAACAGAGCCACCUCCACUUCUUCUUCCACGACAUCCUCGGUGGCGACCACCCAACUGCUGUGAGAAUUGCGGGGCCACCGAAAAGCACCAUUCUCGAUUUCGGGAACACGAUGAUGAUUGAUAACGCGCUCACCGAAGGGCCAGACCCCACGUCAAAGCUCGUUGGAAGAGCUCAGGGCUUGUAUUCCAAGGCUGAUCAGAACGAUGUCGCUUUGCUUAUGGUCGUGAAUUUUGUUUUCACGGAAGAUAAGUAUAAAGGGAGUAGCAUCAGCAUGAUCGGAAGAAAUCCGGUGACUAAUGACGUGAGAGAAAUGCCGAUUGUUGGAGGUAGCGGGCUUUUCAGAAAUGUUCGCGGCUAUGCGUUGGCGCAUACAAAUUCGAUGGAUAACGCAGGAGAUGCCAUUGUUGAGUACAAUGUUUAUGUCUCGAAUGUCGAGGUAGUUGAUGCUAGCUUAGCGACACAGCCAUAUCUGUCAUGGCAACAUUUCUUUGUUUUUGUUUUCUUUGGUUUAUAUUACAUUGUUAUUUGAUUA
Molecule: messenger RNA, 723 nt
Organism: Alnus glutinosa
Lineage: Eukaryota; Viridiplantae; Streptophyta; Magnoliopsida; Fagales; Betulaceae
Product: dirigent protein 21-like
Exons: 1
Coding region: 16-720 (234 amino acids)
Source: RefSeq, a predicted model, not a curated record